Parastagonospora nodorum SN15 is the source of this 1017-nucleotide messenger RNA. RefSeq lists its product as hypothetical. NCBI's taxonomy places the organism in Eukaryota, Fungi, Ascomycota, Dothideomycetes, Pleosporales, Phaeosphaeriaceae. The coding region runs from base 1 to 1017 and encodes 338 amino acids. The record is from RefSeq and is a predicted model, not a curated record. The transcript has a single exon.
AUGGUCACUCCGGUGCCACUCACAGGUGGUCUCGGACAUGGCACCACCGGCAGCGGACUCACAGGACACGGCACUGCCAACCCCAUCGACCGCAACAACGACGGUAGAGUCAACGCUCGUGACCUGACAGGAGGUGGUGCCACCGGCCAUUCAUCAGCAGGAGGAAUUGGUCACUCAACAGCUGGAGGCCUAGGCUCUUCAACGACUGGAGGAGUCGGCCACACUGCCAACCCUGUUGACCGCAACAACGACGGCCGCGUCGAUGCCCAUGACCUCACCGGCCGUGGCAACACCGGUCACUCAACCACUGGCGGACUCGCUGGUCACUCAACCACUGGCGGACUCGCUGGUCACUCAGCCGCUGGUGGACUUGGUGGUCACUCAGCUGCCGGUGGACUUGGUCACACCGCCAACCCGGCCGACCGUAACAACGAUGGCCGUGUCGAUGCUCGCGACCUCACAGGCCAGGGUCACUCAACAACCGGAGGUCUAGGUCACUCCACCGGUGGAGCUGGCGGACUUGGUCACACAUCAACCGGAGCUGGCCUUGGACACUCAUCAACUGGUGCUGGCGGCCUUGGUCACUCUUCAACUGGAGCUGGCCUCGGCCACACUGCCAACCCCAUCGACCGCAACAACGACGGCCGUGUCAACGCCCACGACCUCACCGGCUCAUCCAACACCGGCCACCACGGCCCUCCCGUCACCGGUGGCUUGGACCACCGCGCUGGCGAAUCCGGCGACCUACCCCGCGCCCUCACCGAAGAUGUCUCCAGGGCUCAGCCUGCUGGCUUCACCGAGGGCCACACAGGCUUCUCGGACAGCAGGCACACCAGCCACGGCGUCCCUACCCACGGCUCUUCCACCGCCAACACCUCCACAUACGGCUCGUCGACCACAGGUACCACAGGGACCACAGGUACCUCAGGUACCACCGCCGGCAAGCCCUCAUUGAAGGACAAGCUCAACCCCAAGAUCGACGCGGACCGCGACGGCAAGGCGGGCAUCAUGGACUAA